CGGGCCUCAGCUCAGAAUGUUUAUCCCUGUCGGGGGAGGGGAGCGCGAAGCGAGUCUCAGCCGGGUGAGGGAGAGGGAGAGACCCCAGCAGCAGGUCAGAAAUAAACCCGUUCCCUGCUCCUCAAGGCCGCCGGUGUCGACAGGAGCGAAUUCAGCUGAAAUCUCUGGGUGACUCGUCAGAUCUUCUGACCUUCGAGGCAGCCCUCUGAAUCCGUCGGCAGUUGUGGUGAUUCCGAGCACGGCGCCUGGGUUUGGACCCGAGGACGGGCUCGCGGACAGUGAGGCUGAUCAGGAGGGAGAGGGCAGGGGAAUCGAAGUCGCUGUCUGCCCGCGGGUGUGUGUGUGUGUGUGUGGCAGAGGGCCGGAGUCCAGCGCCUGAGGAGAGGGGUCGAGAGCGGAGGUUCUCAUGGGAUAGGCUUGGGAGGGGAGGUGGGGGGUCUUCUGCAGCCAUGCUGGUGACGCAGAUCCAGCUGGAGUUGUGGAUCCAGGAGCAGCGGCUGCGCCGGUUCGCCUGCCGCCACAGCCAGUUCCCGGCGGGAUUCCGGGCCGAGACGGGUGCCGGCGUGACCUGCCAGGUGCUCGUGCCUUUCCUGCUGGCGGGCCUCGGGAUGGUGGCUGCCGGCAUUGUGGUCGACGUGGUACAACACUGGCCGGUGUUUAAGGCCGUCUCUGAGAUCUUCAUCCUGACCCCCGCCCUGGUGGGUCUGAAGGGUAACCUGGAGAUGACGCUGGCCUCCCGCCUGUCGACCGCAGCCAACACCGGAAAGCUGGACAGCUCCAGUGACAGGUGGACCAUGGUGACGUGUAACCUGGCUCUGAUUCAGGUCCAGGCCACGGUGGUGGGAUUCCUGGCCGCCGUGGCUGCGGUGAUCCUGGGAUCGUUCUCCAGGGACCACGUCGUCGACUUGGACCGAGCCGCAUUGCUGUGCGCCAGCAGCACUUCGACAGCGUUUAUUGCUGCUCUCUCCCUCGGUUUGGUGAUGGUCGCUGUGAUCCUUGGCUCCAGGAAGGUUGGGAUAAAUCCCGAUAACGUGGCCACUCCAAUCGCCGCCAGUCUCGGUGACCUCAUCACUCUCUCCCUGCUGGCCUUCAUCAGCAGCUCCCUAUACCAGCACCUGGGCACGGUGUACGUCGCACCCUCUGUGUGCGCCCUCCUUGUGGCCGUGAUCCCGGUCUGGGUGACGAUCGCCAGGCGGAGUCCACAGAUCCGAGAGGUCCUGAAGUCCGGGUGGCAGCCCGUCCUCAUCGCCAUGGUGAUCAGCAGUUUCGGGGGUCUGAUCCUGGACAAGAUGAUCAUGAAUCCAAAGUUUGAAGGAAUGGCUGUGUUCACCCCGGUUAUUAACGGUGUCGGCGGAAAUCUCGUGGCGAUCCAGGCCAGCCGUAUCUCUACCUACCUGCACCAACGCAGCGUGCCAGGUGUGCUGCCCCGUGGCAUGCAGGACCUGUGUCCCAGUCUCUGCACCACCUUCGCCCGCUCUGGAAUAAACUCGACAUCGGCCCGAGUUCUGCUGCUCCUGGUUGUACCGGGACAUCUGCUCUUCAUCCUGGUCAUCCGGUUCCUCCGAGCUGGACACAUCUCCGUCAGCCUCUCCUUCACCGUCUUCUACCUGGCCGCCGCCCUGCUACAGGUGUUCCUGCUGCUCUAUGCGGCUGAUCUGCUGGUACGGCUGACCUGGAGCCUGAGGCUGGAUCCCGACAAUUUCUCCAUCCCGUAUCUGACUGCCCUCGGCGACCUGCUGGGCACCGGCCUCCUGGCCAUCUGCUUCCACGCCGAGCUGUUCAUUGGUGACUGAGUUUGUGGAAGGACAGGGUCACGCCCCUCACUGCCCCGUAUCAGUUGUUCAGCAUUCUGCUGGGGCGCGAUGAUCCUCAACAUUUAUCCAAAGCCCGACCUCACCGAAACAGGCCAUUGCAACCCCCCCCCACUCCGAGUGCCCCACACCCACGUUCCUCUCCUGUGAGCCCGUCUCAGCUCUGUGCCUUGAGCCUUGCCGGGGAAAACCAGUCUACCGUCCUGCACCCCCCCCCCCCCCGGGAAAGCUAGCGGAAUUCAGGGAGGGAUUAAUUCGUGCUGGCCUCAUUUUUUGGCUUCCAUUGCUGCGUCUCCCACCAGAGAAGGCAGAGGCACUGCGUCUGAUCCUGGGAGGCAGGCGGAGAAGGGUUUUCUGAACAGCACUGAACUCUCAUUCAGACAAUCCCAGACUUCCAGUUCUGGCACCAUCAGAGUAAAUACUUCCUGCACCUUCCCGCGUGCCUUCGGACACUGGUUACUCUGCCGGACUGUCUUCAGCUGAACCACAGUAUAACAUCGGGGUACAGUUCCUUCACAAGUGCAAGUGUCACGUGUUGGUGAUGUUAACCUGCACCAGACUGUUCACCCCCACACCCAUGUGUGUCUGUGUGUG
This is a messenger RNA of Mobula hypostoma (lesser devil ray), 2405 nucleotides long. It is a transcript of the gene slc41a3, whose product is annotated as solute carrier family 41 member 1. Gene Ontology annotation, cellular component: plasma membrane. The record is from RefSeq and is a predicted model, not a curated record. Gene Ontology annotation, biological process: monoatomic cation transport. The transcript is spliced from 10 exons. Bases 450 to 1793 code for a protein of 447 amino acids. Gene Ontology annotation, molecular function: monoatomic cation transmembrane transporter activity. NCBI's taxonomy places the organism in Eukaryota, Metazoa, Chordata, Chondrichthyes, Myliobatiformes, Myliobatidae.